This is a messenger RNA of Cyclocybe aegerita, 1110 nucleotides long. The record is from the annotation of a GenBank genome assembly. NCBI's taxonomy places the organism in Eukaryota, Fungi, Basidiomycota, Agaricomycetes, Agaricales, Hemipholiotaceae.
AUGACAGAAGUGGAGGCGCCUCCGGAACGCUACACUCUUCUAAAAUCACUAAGUACCCCCGCGCACAUCGCCUCCUUGGCUUUCGGACAUGCAGGGCACCUAUUUGCGGGCUCUGACGAUGGAUCCCUCCGCAUCUACGAUUUAUCGUCCUUCAAGGUUCUGAAGGCAGUUCGUGGCCUUGCCUCCGAAGUCUCGUCCAUCGUAUGUGUAAAGCGGGCAGGUUCAGAAAUGCGAGAUGCUUGGGUUGCGCAUGGUCGACAGAUAUCUAAAUUUCGAUUGGAAUCUCCAAAGAUGAUCCAGAAUCCUGAAGACGCCCUCGUUACGAUUGACGUGGCUGAGACCGAUGUCGAUGUUUUGAAUGAGCUUGCUCUGAAUAUGAACAAGAGCCAUCUAGCGUUCACCCUUGAUUCUGGAUAUGUUGGAGUCAUCGACUUGUCGACGAACGCCGUCACGAGAAUGGAAACCAAGCACGAGAGCGUAUGCGGCUCUGUGAAGUUCGUCCCAGACAGACCCCGAGAACUAGUCAGUGGCGGAUACGACACAGUUCUCCUUCACUUCGACUUUUUUCAAGGCAAAGUCCUAUCACGUCGCCAAAUGGAUCCAUACAGCGUUGAAGGAGGAAUGGCACUCUCCCCUCCUUUUGUUAUGUCUAUGGCCAUGUCCUGCAGCGGUGUGAUUGCAGCGGGUACUGCUGAUGGCCGACUCUUCAUAGGUUUUGGAGGCGAAAGGAAUUUCACGCCUACCAAAGGACUGAAAAAGAAAGCCAAGAAAUACGAAGGAUUGGACGAGGAUGAGACUCUGCUGAUUAAAGUUGCGGAAGGUCCCAUUGUGGCAAUGGCUUUCUCUGAGUCUCGAACGUUGACCGUGUCCACGUUGAUGGGCGUUUUGACUCAGUACAAUCUCAUCUACGAGGAGGAUGCAGGCAGCGUGGUGCUGCAACAGGUGUGGCAAAAGGAGAGCCCAGGACUGGAGAAGGUCAAUGCUUUGAUUGCAGACGAAAAAAGGGUCAUCGUAGGUGGUUUUGCAAAAGAUGGGCAAGGGGCUAUCGAGGUCUGGAAGCAAAAUGCGUCAACAGCAAAUAUCGUUGAGGCACCAAAGACGUCUGAGUAG